Messenger RNA from Blastomyces gilchristii SLH14081, 1606 nucleotides. RefSeq names its product mRNA turnover protein MRT4. NCBI's taxonomy places the organism in Eukaryota, Fungi, Ascomycota, Eurotiomycetes, Onygenales, Ajellomycetaceae. Gene Ontology annotation, molecular function: RNA binding. The record is from RefSeq and is a predicted model, not a curated record. The coding region runs from base 225 to 953 and encodes 242 amino acids. Gene Ontology annotation, biological process: ribosomal large subunit assembly; ribosomal large subunit biogenesis; nuclear-transcribed mRNA catabolic process. Gene Ontology annotation, cellular component: nucleolus; preribosome, large subunit precursor. The transcript is spliced from 2 exons.
AGGCAAAAAAAAAAAAAAAAAAAAAAGGGAAAAUCUAUAAAAUAUAAAGCAGACGAGAGAAAAAAUUACUAGAGAGGCGGAGAGGGAAUAAUAUAUAUAUAUAUAUAUCCGUUCAUCUGGUUCUUCAGUCUCUCGAUUUCCCAUAAGCCAAGGCGCGACAGCUUCACGAGUACACCUGCACACGCACACGCAUACGCACACACAAAAACACAUACUCGCACAUCAUGCCUGUCUCCAAGCGGGCGCGGUUGGUCCAUGAGUCCAAAGUCGCCAAAAAGUCUCACAAGGAGCAGACUAGACGGUUGUUCGCUAAUAUUCAAACGGCCGUCACUCAAUACGAUCAUAUCUUCUUAUUCUCGGUGGAUAACAUGCGGAAUACAUAUUUAAAAGACGUGAGGACUGAGUUUUCUGAUUCCCGCCUCUUCUUCGGAAAAACAAAAGUAAUGGCCGUCGCCCUCGGCAACACCCCCGAGACCGCCUGUGCCCCCAAUCUCGAAAAACUAUCCCCCUACCUAACCGGCGCCGUCGGCCUCCUCUUCACCUCCCGCUCUCCCCAAUCAGUCCUCGAUUUCUUCGACUCAUUCCACCCCACCGACUUCGCGCGCGCCGGCACCGUCACGCCCCGCUCCUUCACAAUCCCCAGCGGCAUCGUAUAUUCACAUGCGGGCGAGGUGCCCAGCAACCUGGACGAGCCGCUCAGCCACACGAUUGAGCCGACGCUACGCAAGCUAGGUGUGCCGACGAGGUUGAUUGCGGGUAAGGUUGUGUUGGAGAUGGAUGGGGAUGGGUAUCAGGUGUGUAAGGCUGGGGAUACGUUGGAUUCGAGACAGACGACGUUGUUGAAGAUCUUUGGAGUGGCGGUUGCGGAGUUUAGGGUCGAGAUGAAGGCACAGUGGAAUCGGCAGGAUGGGUCUGUUGUUAUUUUGGAGAAGGAUCAGGAUAUGGCGGAUUGAGCUUGACGGUUAACGGUUAACGGUUGACGGGUUGAAUUUUAUUUUUUUUUCCUGGCUGGGGGUCGAGGGGUUGUUAAUAUUGUGGAGGAUAGAAAUGGGAAUCUGAAGUGGCAUGAUCAUGGAGUUUGAGUAAAGGCGUUUGUGAUUUUCGUUUUUGUUCUUUCUUAAUCUUACUUUUACUUCUUUGCAUUUCCUCUCGCCUGCUUUCUAUGGGAUUACUGACUUUGGGGAUGCCAUUCUUGGGAAGUGCGAAGAAUUCAAGAUGCGAAAAAGAAUUUCCCUAUAUAAAAAUAAACCAUGAUGACAGCCUUCUUGCUCUACUAUGAGUCCCAAAUUACCUAUCAUGAGAAAUGUUCAAUGUGAGUACCAGUCAACGCAAAAUAAAAACCGUAGAUAUCAAGACAGACAAAAGAAUAUAAGCACAACCAUGAGCAAACAGAGCUAUUCGCACAACUUGUGAAAGAUCAAUGCGAAGAAUAUUUGGACUAGCCAAAUAGCCUUACCCGAUCUUACCUCGAACUUCCUUUAGUAGCACCAUUUCUUUCUCUUUCACCCUCAUUCAUUCCUUGUUUCUUUCUUUCUUCUGUAUUCAUUCCCAAACAGCUCUCCUAAAAUACAUACUUACCCACCAAUAAAUACAACAAGGAGCGAAA